Arctia plantaginis is the source of this 1803-nucleotide messenger RNA. Lineage: Eukaryota; Metazoa; Arthropoda; Insecta; Lepidoptera; Erebidae. The record is from the annotation of a GenBank genome assembly.
AUGGGUAUACUUAUGGAAACCACCGAAGCGAAACUGGGCAGUACCGGUUGCCGGAGACGUCGUAUGCAUCCGGAACUAUUCGGCGCCAUGGGAGCUCCUGGCGAAUUCUACACUGACACCCUCCACACAAUCGCUAUCAAUACCAGGGAAACAGAAUUCGGCAGCAUCGUUGAGCCCAUACCGAUAACGCUCAAAGCUUAUAAACAUUUCGAAGCUCACGGACACGCUAUCAAUGGCAAUGGGUUAGCGCAGCAGCAAACAAAAACAUCCGUUGUCGUUGCACCUCGUAUGCCCGAGUUUCCCUCUACUUCGAAUUUCAAACCUAUUUUGGUUAAAGAAGAGACCAAAGAUGAACAAAAGAUUGCUUGCCCACCACCUAAGAAGAAGUGGAUAAAAGAAUAUUUAGAGGAGGAACCAAAGUCACCAUUGUCAGUACGAGUGGUGACAGGACUGACGGGUCUACCGGUGACGACGCGCAGCAAUGGCGUGGUUCGUCCAACGUCGCCGGUGCCGGUGGCGCUCCCCUGCGCCGCCGUACCUUCACCCGCGGCGUCUGCCGUUACGCUCGAACCGGUGCCUACGGCGGCUGCCCCUCCCCCUGCGCCACUUCUCGAUUUCGCACAAGAACAUUCCAGGCCGCGGACGACAAGUAACAGUCAUGGGCCACCUCAAAUUCCAUCCCCUCCAUCAGUUAGCAAUGGUAGCGGCAGUGGCAGCAGUAUCAAUGGGAAUAGUAGUGGCAGUGGAGGAAGCAGUGGUAGUGCCCCUCGGGCUGGUACCAGGGAGGUCCACAACAAAUUGGAGAAAAAUCGCCGAGCACACUUAAAGGAGUGCUUUGAACUACUCAAGCGGCAACUUCCUGCCACACCAGAAGACAAGAAAACAUCAAAUCUAUCUAUUCUAGCCUCUGCUAUUAGGUAUAUUCAGGUGCUUAGACGUAAGGAACGCGAUUGCGAGCACGAGAUGGAACGGCUAGCUCGCGAAAAGAUCGCAGCGCAACAAAGGCUAUCCGCCUUAAAAAGAGAGAUCUCCGUCCGAGCUACUGUGCGUCCUCGGAGUAUCGAUUCUGUGUCCGAGGACAAAGACAGAGAAGAUACUGUAAACGGCCAAGUUUUGGGAAUCCCUUUGAGUAUAUCAGCCUCCCCGCCCCGUUCCAUUCCAAGAAUGGAAACAUCACCUCCCCGAACUUUAAAUCUAAGCACGAAGUUACGUACGCUCCCUAUUCAAAUAACACCCACCACCUCGCAGGUUGUCCGGACGUCGUACGGCACCAGACCUAACACGUUAACACUGACCACCCUGGCAUCCGCCGACCAUUCCACACAAAUAGUGGAGAACGGUGUGACAAACCCUCUAAGCACUACGUUAGUACAUCCAGCACAAAUACAUCUGCCCAUUUCCCAGAUGGUCAACGGCAGCGGGUUAGUUGUGGGUCCAGCGGCCUUGCAGUUAUUAUCUACCAGCAGCGGACUGAGAGUUGUACAAGCACCUGUACAUACCAACGGUGUAACCACUUCAGCGGAGAGCAUCAGGAUACCUAAAGAAAACGGAAUCGUAUCACCUAAGCCGGCUUCCACGACAGAUGGGAGUGUAAUGGUGAGUGGUCUGACUCCAUUGGUCGUUUCACAACCUGCGGCACAUUUGCUCCAAACGCACACGCUCACACACAAGAUGGUGGAAACGCAAGUGGUAAAGGGGAGCGUGGCCCCUCUGACGGUGAGCGCGCAGUACCUCAGCGCCACGACGAUCGUGAAGCCCGUGGUGGUGGUGUCGGCGGCGGGCCCGAGCCAGCCGCCCACGUGA